AUGGCAAAUGGACGGAACAACGACUCACUAAUGGUGAAAAGAACUAACAGCUUUCUGCUCCAAACUGUUGGUUACACUCUUCCCACCGUAUGCAUCAGGCCGGGGCCCAAGGUCCGAGACUGGAACGACGAACCACCCAAAGUCGACAUGUCACUUAAACAACACAUCCGAGCAGGUGACCCCAGAACAACGGUCCUACCACACGUCAAUCAACUUAUACAUACCAAAUACAACCGCCAACCACACGUCUACAUCGAUGGGUCCAAAAGUAACUCUGGGAAAGUCGGUUGCGGCAUCUACGACGGAGUCUCUAGUAGGAGUCAUGGCCUCCCCGAAGCAUGUACCGUUUUCAGUGCAGAAGCAUUUGCUCUACUUGAAGUCACCGAAAGAUCGGAGUCUGACUCAGUCAUCUUCUUUGACUCCGCAAGCGUUCUAUCAGCCAUAGCCGCUGGCAACGUCAAACACCCAUGGAUCUAUGCCAUUUCCAAUAAAGCCCCCCACCGAAACAUUACUUUCUGCGUGAUACCUGGACACACGGGGAUACCGGGUAACGAAGUAGCUGAUCGCUUAGCUUCCGAAGGCACCAACCUCCCAUCUUCAAUCAACUUAUCCCAAUCGGACGCAAUGCUCCACAUGAAAAGCAAAAUACUCAACGCUUGGGCCAUCGAGUGGUCUGAGAAUUUGCAAGCCAAACUUCGGGAAAUCAAGAAUACAACGGAGACUUGGAAUGACCGACCCAGCCCAACAGAAAGGAGAGCACUAACCAGAAUCAGGAUCGGACAUACCCGACACACAUGUCCAUCAUGCAACGUGCAAAUCACGAUCAAACAUAUACUUACUUCCUGUUCGACAUACCAAUCUCUCAGAUCAUCUUGCUCCCUACCUACAUCACUCCGCCAAAUCCUCGCCCCUUGCCCCGACGAGGAGAAAAAAUUGAUCAGCUUUCUCAAAGCAUCGAACUUCAUCCAUCAACUAUAA
Molecule: messenger RNA, 978 nt
Organism: Uranotaenia lowii
Lineage: Eukaryota; Metazoa; Arthropoda; Insecta; Diptera; Culicidae
Exons: 1
Coding region: 1-978 (325 amino acids)
Biological process (GO): DNA replication, removal of RNA primer
Molecular function (GO): RNA-DNA hybrid ribonuclease activity; nucleic acid binding
Source: RefSeq, a predicted model, not a curated record